AUGGGAGAGCCCCGACAGGUUAGGGAAGCGUUUAACGCUGCAGACGAAUUCUUGGAUCCCAUUCUUAAACGAGAGGAGAUCCAGAAAUCUCGUGGAAGCUCUCUUUUGGAGAUUCUAGGCAGAAAUUUGCACGUUGACAUUGCCGAUGAUGCAUCAACGAGGGCCGUUGUCAUCGGAAAAGCAUUAGACAUUCUCUUGCACAUCCAUGCCGGAUUUGUCACGCCAGUAAAGGAUGCCAGUGAGCUUGUUCAAACCGACGAAGGGACACAGGAUGCCGCUUUGGAAGAUGCGAAGCGGCGUCGAAUGCUCCAUGCACUACUAGAUCUUAUUUCUCUGGAGGGAAUCUACCCGUCGCUAUCAGCAGGAGUGGGAAUACCUCUUCAGCAGAGAGUCAUCUCUGUUCUUCCAGCUGGAGUUAUUGCCAAACAACAAUCAAAUGCGUCUUCGAAAGACAAGCCUCGUGAUGAAGUGCUUUUAGACCGUAUAUUGGCAACGCUUUCUGACAUUAUUCUUGAUGUACGGCCCAGCAUACAGCCCGUAAUCCGGGUCCGUAUCCUAAGCGAUAUAAUAAGUGGCUCAUCGGACCUUGCUUUCAACUCGACGAUGAUAUCUACAGGUAAAAAGAAUCACUAUCAAAAUGUCUUCGACAGAGUGAUUGAAGAAACCCCUAGCCCAGUACUUUUAUCAACAUUAUCUACCUUCCUUCAGCCCGAUCCAGCAACGUGGUUUAAGGGAAUCAUCUCUGGUCAACUUUCGCGGGUCCCUUUACGUCAGGAUGGGGUUUUGCAAACCAUACUCUUCAUUGCUUCACAGUUUGCUCCUUCACUUGGACAGGAAGCACAGACUCAAGCAUCCAAUGGGCCACAUUUUACUGUGCAGGCCAUUAUGCAAAUAUCGCGGCUACUUUCAUCGGUGCCCCAAGAAAUGAACCCAACGGUUUACUUUUCCACUAUUGCCCCGCAGUUGCUGGCAUUGAUUGAUGGCGACGAUAUCGACUUGAGAAAGACUGCAUCAUAUGUUGUCGGUAACGGUAUAUUGGGCAAGCGGGCUUAUGGAGCCACUGGAACGAUUGGGCAUUCAAUUUUCGUGGAUCCCAUUUUCAAGACGCUCACUGCCAGUCUAGAUGGUCCUUCGAAAACCUGGAUUAGAACUUCUGAUGCCAAAAAUGGAGAUUCGCAAGGUACAAUACUUGUUGACCAGGCAUUAGUAUGUUUAGCAGUUGACAGGCUCAGGAGUUUGGCGCUUCAGCACCCAAACCCAGGCCUUGUUAAAAGACUCGUUUAUCCUGUACUUCUGCCUCUUUGGGGCUUGGCUUGCUAUACCCUGGAGCAGCAACGGAAUAUUCUCCAUGAAAAGGUUAUGGCCUUGCUACAGACAUACUUUGGAAUAUCAGUUGGUGCGCAGCCACUUAAGAAGCUUGUUGAUAAUCUACUUUGGGAUGGCGGCCAUACCUGGACUUAUAGUCUGGGCGAACAAGAUGGUGUAUUGCUGAAAAAGCGUGAUACUACCAAUACUAAUCAAUUCAACUUGGUGCAAUUGAUGGACUCACUACAAUCUCGGGCCGAGCUUUUCGUUGGUUUGCUAGGCUCGGAUCCCAGUAGCGAGGAGAGGACUGGUGACAUCUUCCUCUAUGUGAGCGAGACCUGGCUUGCAAACCCUUCGGACGACGGUAGAUCUUUCAGUCAACUCCAAUUUCCACCCGAAAAAGAAAACUCAUCCGACGCUAUUUUCCAGAAGUUAGUCAGUGCCAAACUAGCAGAGAAGUUACUAGAUAACUUCAGGGACACCCUUUCCCGUCGCCCUCUUAGAGUUCUUGAGCUCAUAAAACACUUGAUUGACGGUGAACUUAACCGAGCAACCACGCAACGCAAGUGUUCCGGGAGGCAAAGGACUGGAGGCGUAUCACUUUCAUCUCUGGCGAACAUCGUCCCCAGUGAAGGCACCGAACAAGCAGAAGCUUCUGCUGAGGAUUCGACCGAAUCACUCUCAACUGUGUUCAGUUUAUUAUCUACUGUCCUCGCCUCACCUGAGUUCACUGCCUCGCAAGAAAUCCAUCCAAUUCUUGGCGACAUCAAGUCGCAGCUAGAUAAUCUUAUUCCCUAUCUUCCAUCAUCAUUGUCGAAGCCAGGAACCACUGCCACCAUGCUCUUGGACAUUCACAUUACUUCAACUGAUGAAACCACCCCUGAAAAGAUACCGACUCAUAUCUCUGAUCUUGAAACCCACCGUCAAGCUUUGACUAACCUCAAUUCCGAUCUUCCCCCAGUUCAGGCAGAGGGAUUCUCCCUUCUCUCUAAUUUGAUAAUGAAAUCUUCACCUGUUCUCGAUAUUCCGUCUACCCUUACUCUUCUAUUGACUAUCAUAACAGACACGUCUGAAGCUAUGUCUAAUGAGGAAUUUAUCUACUUGAAUGCGAUCAAGUUGGUUGGCACAUUGGCUUCGAGGCAUCCACGUACAGUAGUCAAAACUCUUGUCGAGCGCUAUACCGAUAAGAACGAAAGCAUCAACCUUGAUAAGAGAUUGAAGAUUGGUGAAUCUCUGCUACGGACUGUUCAAGACCUUGGAGAGGCCUUAACGGGUGAGACAGCCAAAACUCUAGGAGAUGGUAUGGUCACUGUUGCGGGACGACGCGGACACAAACCGCAGGCCCAGGAAGCCCGAAAACAACAGAUUGAGAAAGAAAGGCGACAGGAAGAACGCGAGGAUCAUCAGAAAAAGAAAGAUGAAAUUUCUUUACCUCCAGGCUUUAACAUCUCUACUCCUGCAUCCUCGUCAGAGCCAGGGGCAGGUAUUGAGGAUGAUGAUUCCGAAACCGAAUCGCCCGAGCAAGCUGCCAAUGCGGCGAACAUAUUUGCUGCCUGGGCUGCAGGUGCGGCUUCAGAUGAGGAGCCCGAUGAUCUUCGCGUUCGUGCUUCCGCAAUAUCCAUCCUCGCAUCCGCGGUGCAAACCAACAUCGCUGGGCUGGGGCCCUCUGUUACCUCAUCAGCAGUAGACCUUGCCCUCUCAACCCUUACGUUGGAACCAGCCCCUGAGUCUGCAAUCAUUCGACGGGCGAGUGUUGUCUUGCUUCUCGACAUUCUCAAGGCACUUGACACUGCUCGUGAAACACGCGGAACAGAUCUAGGCUUUGGUUUUUCACUCACAGACGAUGCUUCCUGGGGUAGUAACACCAACAACACCAACAUACGUGGACCUACUACAAUUGGAAAUCUUCCUUAUAUGCUUCGCGCAUUACACUUUGUGGAGAGCCGGGAGACGGAUACCAUUGUACGAGGCCAUAUCCGGGUGCUCAUAGAGAGUUUGGAGGCCUGGGUGGAAAAGUCUCUGUUAUGGGGUAUCGGAGUUCACGGGGAACAUGGGGAGGAGAAAGAACCUCAACUCGAGCUUGGGUAUAGAAUUGCUGGUCUCAGUGUUGAUCCGAUGGCCGGUAAAGAUGGAGGUGGACGACCAAAGAUUGAGGAAAUCGAGUGA
Messenger RNA from Aspergillus wentii DTO 134E9, 3471 nucleotides. RefSeq names its product RTP1/Tango6 family protein. Gene Ontology annotation, biological process: protein secretion. The record is from RefSeq and is a predicted model, not a curated record. The transcript has 3 exons. The coding region runs from base 1 to 3471 and encodes 1156 amino acids. Lineage: Eukaryota; Fungi; Ascomycota; Eurotiomycetes; Eurotiales; Aspergillaceae.